Molecule: messenger RNA, 1155 nt
Organism: Asterias rubens (European starfish)
Lineage: Eukaryota; Metazoa; Echinodermata; Asteroidea; Forcipulatida; Asteriidae
Product: arrestin domain-containing protein 3-like
Exons: 7
Coding region: 1-1155 (384 amino acids)
Biological process (GO): protein transport
Cellular component (GO): cytoplasm
Source: RefSeq, a predicted model, not a curated record
AUGGGCAGACUGAAAAAUAUGCAGAUUGUGUUUGACAGUAACAAGACGGUGUUUUCAUCCGGUGACGUCAUCAGAGGGAAGGUUUUCCUGCAAGUGGACAGAAGUGAUCAUGUCGGAUUGAAGACUGUCCAAAAAAUGUGGAUGCAGUUCAGAGGGAAAGCUAAGACAGAUUGGUCAACUGACGAUCAUACGCACAGUCUAACCGAGAUGUACUUUGACGAGACCGUCAUUAUCUUCAAACCAGGGAAACGUUCUCAGAAUUUACACGUCCCACCAGGGAGGCACAGCUAUCCAUUUGAAUUUAAACUUCCCCGUAAAAACCUCCCAGCCACAUUCGAAGGCAAAUACGGUUACGUGAGGUAUAAAGCCAAAGCAACCGUAUCACUCAAGAGGACACUACUCGACAAAGAGUUCAGGACAAAGAGGCUGUUCAGCAUGCGUGGGCCAACAUUGGAUUUAAACAACAUUCCCGAAGCCAAGUUGGCAGUGAACGCGAAGGCAGACGCACACAACUGGUGCGGGUGUACACUUAUGGUCUCUGAUGAGAUAUCCGUCGGAUUGUCAAAGCAAGGAUACGUUCCAGGUGAAAGCAUAGUCGUCACGGGACAGGUGGAUAACCGAGACAGCACUGAGAGAAUAACGCUAUACAGCAAGCUAUUGCAGAUCAUAACAUUCCACUCCAAAUCUCAUCAAGAAGUCAAAAAGAACACCCUGGCCACGGUGAGUGCUUCUGUAGCAUGUCCGAGAGGCAGGGUGACAGACUUCAGCAUCGGCCCGCUGCGUAUCCCUCCGGUACCACCCUCGGGUCUUCCUGGGUGCGGCAUCAUCGACGUGCUCUAUCGUGUCCAGAUCUUAAGUGCAAAUCGUGAGACGAACUUUACGAUACAGGUAGGCAACGUACCGCUGAAGAUUCCAGCCACACGGACCAGAGUAGAGACCGAGUUGCCACCAUACCCCGGAGAACAACCGAACGCGGCUGUUGCUUGUGAAACUCCACCGCCUACUUAUGAAGAAGCUGCAGCAAUGAGCGGACUGAUACCCAAAGAUAGGAGUGGGGAGAACUACUUCGCCAGCAGUGAGCAAUUUGUGCCCAGCUAUCCAUACUUUAGUUUGUUGGUUGAAGAUGGGCAGUCGGAAACCCGCUUAGAUCAGUAA